This is a messenger RNA of Sitodiplosis mosellana (orange wheat blossom midge), 1511 nucleotides long. Its product is annotated as phospholipase A2 group XV-like. Lineage: Eukaryota; Metazoa; Arthropoda; Insecta; Diptera; Cecidomyiidae. The record is from RefSeq and is a predicted model, not a curated record. The transcript has 5 exons. Gene Ontology annotation, biological process: lipid metabolic process. Bases 245 to 1495 code for a protein of 416 amino acids.
UUAUGAUUCAUUUUUAUUUUACAACAGAAAACAAAAUCGGUAGCAUGUGUGCCGCCAUACUCAACUUCCGUAUUUUGUGAGAAUGUUGCUAACUACAAGCAUUUUAGGAAGGUCGACAGUCGUUCCAUUCAGUUUGAAUCAGUCUGUGAGAUUGAAUGAAGUGCCAGCUGUUUAUUCCGCAAACGGAGAGUGAAGAACGCUAAUCGUGUUAAAUUUGAUUUGAAUUAAAGAGACCAGAACCAACAUGAAGAUUGUUCAUUGGACAAUUUACUAUUUCAUGUUGGUGAAUUUUCACGUGAUCCAUUCGAACUUCAUCGAUUCGAUCAGAUUUUUAGAUAGUAAUGAAGUGAACGAAAAUUCAGAUUGUCUGCUGUCGCCUGUCAUUCUCAUUCCUGGAUUUGGUGGAUCCAAAAUGGAGGCGAAAUUGAAUAAACCAACCGCUCCACAUUGGUGGUGCUCAAAGAAAAGUGACUAUUUCAAUAUAUGGUUGGACUAUCAUCCUGUUCUUUCAUUUGAUUGCUGGAUGGACAAUCUGAAAUUAGUUUACGAUCCGGAAACGCGCAAAACUAAAAAUACACCGGGUGUCGUGACCAGAGUAAUUGGAUGGGGAAGCACGGAAUCAAUGGAAUGGAUAUGGAUAUUCGGUGCUUAUUUCAAUUACAUUUCAGAAGCUUUGGUAAAUCGCGGCUAUAUUCGAGGGAAAAAUCUCUUUGGAGCUCCGUACGAUUUUCGAAAAGGGCCAAACGAAAGCACACAAUGGUUUCAGAAUUUGAAGCAGUUAACCGAGUAUUCGUAUGGGAUCAACAAAAAUACUCGAGUCACUUUCAUUGCCUAUUCGAUGGGCGGUAGAAUGCUUUUGCAUUUUCUUCAGCAAAUGCCACAAGAUUGGAAAGAUAAAUACUUAGAACGGACUAUCACCUUGGCAGUUCCAUGGGGUGGCAGUGUUAGACCAAUUCAGGCGGUAUCUGUUGGAUAUGAUCUCGGUAUCGCUGUUUUUCCCAAUGACAAAUUGAAAGAGAUGUCUAAUACAUUUCCAUCUCUCGCGUACUUGAUGCCUUCGAAACAAUUCUGGGAGCCCGAUGAAGCAUUAGUCAUUAUGGAUUCGAAGAGCUAUUCACUUGAAAAUAUUGACGAAUUUUUCUAUGAUAUUGGCCAGCCACAGAUGGCUGAAAUAAGAAAAGACCAAUCAGUUUAUAACAAUUUCACGGCACCUGGAGUCGAGAUACAUUGUUUGUUUGGUGCGAAUAUUCCAACAGCUGAGAGAUUGUAUUUUAAAUCCGGGUUCAAUUCAAAACCAGUGAUACUAGAUGGGGAUGGUGAUGGUCAAGUGAAUAGGCGAUCAUUGUGGGGAUGCCGACAUUGGGAAAAUACACCGGCUCAAGCAGGUCAUGCAGUUUAUUUCAAAGAAUUUAAAGACGUCAAUCAUUUGAAAAUACUGUACAAUUCUGAAAGCAUCAACUACAUACUGAAAAUCGUUACAUGUGAUGCAAAUUAAUCAUAUUUUCGGACUG